GGCCCCUCCCUCGCCCGCCCUGUGUCCGCGCCGCGUCGCUCUCCGGGUAUUUGAAUCGCGCUUCCGCCAUCUUCUUCCCUGCGUCCAGUCACGGAGCCCAGCGCCGCGGACAGACGCCUCGGCAAGACCCAGCAUGGCCGCCCAGGGAGAGCCCCAAGUGCAGUUUAAGCUUGUCUUAGUUGGUGAUGGUGGUACCGGCAAAACAACAUUUGUAAAACGUCAUUUGACUGGUGAAUUUGAAAAGAAGUAUGUAGCAACACUGGGUGUUGAAGUCCAUCCUCUGGUGUUUCACACUAACAGAGGGCCUAUUAAAUUUAAUGUAUGGGACACGGCUGGCCAGGAGAAGUUUGGUGGCCUGCGAGAUGGCUACUAUAUUCAGGCUCAAUGUGCCAUCAUAAUGUUUGAUGUAACAUCAAGAGUUACCUACAAGAAUGUACCCAAUUGGCAUAGAGAUCUGGUACGAGUAUGUGAAAACAUACCUAUAGUGUUGUGUGGCAACAAAGUGGAUAUUAAAGACAGGAAGGUCAAGGCAAAAUCCAUUGUCUUCCAUAGGAAGAAGAACCUUCAGUACUAUGACAUUUCAGCUAAGAGUAACUACAACUUUGAGAAGCCUUUCCUCUGGCUUGCCAGAAAACUAAUUGGAGAUCCUAACUUGGAGUUUGUUGCCAUGCCUGCUCUUGCACCUCCAGAGGUUGUUAUGGACCCAGCAUUGGCAGCACAGUAUGAGCAAGACCUACAGAUUGCUCAAACUACUGCACUGCCAGAUGAAGAUGAUGACCUGUGAGGGAUGAAGCUGGAGCCCAGCGUCAGAAGUCUAGUUUUAUAGGCAACUGUCCUGUGAUGUCUGGUGCAGCGUGUUUGCCACUUUAUUAUCUAGCUGAGCAGAACAUGUGCUUAAUCUUUGGGAUGCUGAAAGAGAUGAAUGGGCUUCGGAGUGAAUGUGGCAGUUUAAAAAAAAAAAAAAAAAAAUCCUUCAUAUUUUGGACCUGCAUAUUUAGCUGUUUUUGGACUGCAAUUACUUCCCCCUUGAGUUUCAAAUCUAAGACUGCUGCAGUCACAUCACAGUAUUCAGUGUUAAAUCUUGUUUGUUACUGUCAUUCCCAUUCCUCUUUGAUUUAGAUCAUAAUAAAGUUGUAUUUCGAAUAUCUAAGCAAGUGAACUUUCAUGCAUUGUUAGGAGUAAUUCUUCAAGCAAUGUCUUCCAUUCUUUAAAUAGGUGGUAACAGCAUUCAGUUUUAAUAUAUAUUUUUUUUCUUUUCAAAUGCGUUACUUGACUUGCUCCAAGUAAAUUUUAUAGGUAACAGUUACCCUUUUCAAGGCUUCUUGAGGCCUAUUCAUUUAAGUACUCCCUUUUUUUAGGAAUGCUGAAAUGUAACUGCUAGGGAAGGCAAAAGCAGUAGACAUUUGAAAUGGUAAGUGUAAAAUGGAUUGAAAAAAGAGUGUAAAAAUGCAAUAGGGAAGUUUUUUAACUAUCCUUAAUGGGCAUAGUUAUUAAAUGGAUGCAGUUUGCAGGGAUUCUUGUGACCUAGGAACUAUAGUAUAAAAGCUCCAUGUGCUCAUUGAUUCUGUAAAGGGACUAUCUUUCAGUUCUCAUUGGAAGUUUGUUUAGUUAUGUAUAACAUGUCUAUUCACAGAGCUUUAUACUAUAGCAGCCAGAAACGAUUAGCAGUGUGCCUGUGUCAAAUGAUGUACAAAGCUGUAGCUCUGCUGCAGCUAGGUUGAGCAUUGUUCAAACACGGUGUGAAAAUGGGAUUCUUCCCUGAGCAUGCAUCUCAAACUAUUUUUGUUAAGUAAGAAGCAAGUCACACUUGAACGGAAGUGCUCCUGGCUACAGAAAAGCAGGAUUUGUUAAAUCUACCCUUGUAUAAACCAAAAGUUACUGUAACUGCACCAAGUUCUAUUUUUGAAACUCUUGCUUAUUACAGCACAAAUGGUGGAAAAUGUCAACUCUAAACACUAUCUUGUAGAAUCUACUCCUUUGGAUCUAAUAUUAGAGCUAGAAGUACUGGUAGUCAACAUGGCAAAAUAGAAAUUUAAGAUAUCAUUUUUUUUUUUUUUAUUUUUUUUCCCCUAGUAGUGUUCAUUUGAGUAUAUGAAGCCUUGAACUAAAUUCAGUUUUGUAUUUUUGGUUUCUUAAUAAAGUGAAGCAUUUCAUUUA
This is a messenger RNA of Alligator mississippiensis (American alligator), 2157 nucleotides long. RefSeq names its product RAN, member RAS oncogene family (gene RAN). The transcript has 7 exons. NCBI's taxonomy places the organism in Eukaryota, Metazoa, Chordata, Crocodylia, Alligatoridae. Bases 134 to 784 code for a protein of 216 amino acids. Gene Ontology annotation, cellular component: cytoplasm; nucleus. The record is from RefSeq and is a predicted model, not a curated record. Gene Ontology annotation, biological process: ribosomal subunit export from nucleus; protein import into nucleus. Gene Ontology annotation, molecular function: GTPase activity; GTP binding.